Messenger RNA from Haliotis rufescens (red abalone), 2481 nucleotides. RefSeq names its product extensin-like. The transcript is spliced from 6 exons. Bases 1 to 2481 code for a protein of 826 amino acids. Lineage: Eukaryota; Metazoa; Mollusca; Gastropoda; Lepetellida; Haliotidae. The record is from RefSeq and is a predicted model, not a curated record.
AUGGCCGUUGUGCUUGAAGGCCGGACAUACUCCCUACUUCUCUACCACAGGUCGGACAUACUCCCACCUUCCCCAUCACAGGCCGGACAUACUCCUACCUUCCCCACCACAGGUCGGACAUACUCCCUACUUCUCUACCACAGGUCGGACAUACUCCCACCUUCCCCAUCACAGGCCGGACAUACUCCUACCUUCCCCACCACAGGUCGGACAUACUCCCUACUUCUCUACCACAGGUCGGACAUACUCCCACCUUCCCCAUCACAGGCCGGACAUACUCCCACCUUCCCCACCACAGGUCGGACAUACUCCUACCUUCCCUAUCACAGGCCGGACAUACUCCUACCUUCCCCAUCACAGGCCGGACAUACUCCCUACUUCUCUACCACAGGUCGGACAUACUCCCACCUUCCCCAUCACAGGCCGGACAUACUCCCACCUUCCCCAUCACAGGUCGGACAUACUCCCACCUUCCCCACCACAGGCCGGACAUACUCCUACCUUCCCCACCACAGGUCGGACAUACUCCCUACUUCCCCACCACAGGCCGGACAUACUCCCACCUUCCCCACCACAGGUCGGACAUACUCCCUACUUCUCUACCACAGGCCGGACAUACUCCCACCUUCCCCAUCACAGGCCGGACAUACUCCUACCUUCCCCACCACAGGUCGGACAUACUCCCUACUUCUCUACCACAGGCCGGACAUACUCCUACCUUCCCCACCACAGGUCGGACAUACUCCCUACUUCUCCAUCACAGGCCGGACAUACUCCUACCUUCCCCACCACAGGCCGGACAUACUCCCUACUUCUCUACCACAGGUCGGACAUACUCCCACCUUCCCCAUCACAGGCCGGACAUACUCCCACCUUCCCCAUCACAGGCCGGACAUACUCCUACCUUCCCCACCACAGGUCGGACAUACUCCCUACUUCUCUACCACAGGUCGGACAUACUCCCACCUUCCCCAUCACAGGCCGGACAUACUCCCACCUUCCCCAUCACAGGCCGGACAUACUCCUACCUUCCCCACCACAGGUCGGACAUACUCCCUACUUCUCUACCACAGGCCGGACAUACUCCUACCUUCCCCACCACAGGUCGGACAUACUCCCUACUUCUCCAUCACAGGCCGGACAUACUCCUACCUUCCCCACCACAGGUCGGACAUACUCCCUACUUCUCUACCACAGGUCGGACAUACUCCCACCUUCCCCACCACAGGUCGGACAUACUCCCUACUUCUCUACCACAGGUCGGACAUACUCCCACCUUCCCCAUCACAGGCCGGACAUACUCCCACCUUCCCCAUCACAGGUCGGACAUACUCCCACCUUCCCCACCACAGGUCGGACAUACUCCCUACUUCUCUACCACAGGCCGGACAUACUCCCACCUUCCCCACCACAGGUCGGACAUACUCCCUACUUCUCUACCACAGGCCGGACAUACUCCCACCUUCCCCAUCACAGGCCGGACAUACUCCUACCUUCCCCACCACAGGCCGGACAUACUCCUACCUUCCCCACCACAGGUCGGACAUACUCCCUACUUCCCCACCACAGGCCGGACAUACUCCCACCUUCCCCACCACAGGUCGGACAUACUCCCUACUUCUCUACCACAGGCCGGACAUACUCCCACCUUCCCCAUCACAGGCCGGACAUACUCCUACCUUCCCCACCACAGGUCGGACAUACUCCCUACUUCUCUACCACAGGUCGGACAUACUCCUACCUUCCCCACCACAGGUCGGACAUACUCCCUACUUCUCCAUCACAGGCCGGACAUACUCCUACCUUCCCCACCACAGGUCGGACAUACUCCCUACUUCUCUACCACAGGCCGGACAUACUCCUACCUUCCCCACCACAGGCCGGACAUACUCCUACCUUCCCUAUCACAGGCCGGACAUACUCCCACCUUCCCCACCACAGGCCGGACAUACUCCCUACUUCUCUAUUACAGGUCGGACAUACUCCUACCUUCCCCACCACAGGCCGGACAUACUCCUACCUUCCCCAUCACAGGUCGGACAUACUCCCACCUUCCCCACCACAGGCCGGACAUACUCCCACCAUCUCUAUUACAGGUCGGACAUACUCCCACCUUCCCCACCACAGGCCGGACAUACUCCCACCAUCUCUAUCACAGGCCGGACAUACUCCCACCUUCCCCACCACAGGCCGGACAUACUCCCUACUUCUCUAUCACAGGUCGGACAUACUCCCACCUUCCCCACCACAGGCCGGACAUACUCCCACCAUCUCUAUUACAGGUCGGACAUACUCCCACCUUCCCCACCACAGGCCGGACAUACUCCCACCAUCUCUAUCACAGGCCGGACAUACUCCUACCUUCCCUAUCACAGGCCGGACAUACUCCCACCUUCCCUAUCACAGGCCGGACAUACUCCCACCAUCUCUAUUACAGGUCGGACAUACUCCUACCUUCCCCACCACAGGCCGGACAUAUAA